AUGGCCUCGUCAGCGCUGCGCAUCACCGAGUUCGAUGAGGCGGAGAAUGUCGCCGCGACUUACGUCCAGACCAGCUCGGGCUCUUCCGGAGGGAGCAGGAUAGACGUGAUCGUAAGUCGUCACUAUGCUUGACAAGCUGCAUGAUAGAUGGUGCGACUGACCAACACCAUAGCCUCCAUCAGAUGCCAAGUCGUUAUGGCAGCAAGGGCUCGACGUCUUCCUCCCGGUGGGAUAUCCUCACAGCGUCACGAGUGAUUACAUGGAGUAUCAGAUCUAUGUAAGUGCUGACGUUAUGCACCGGUAUGCUUUCUGAGCCUAGCUAACAACCGCAGGAUUCCCUUCAAGCCUUUUCAAGCAGUAUAGCUGCCCUCUUGUCUUCCCGAGCAGUCCUCAAAAGCGUGGGAGUCGGCGAUGCCGAUGCCACUGCUACAGCAGCUCUAUUGCUCUCCAUCUUCCAAGAAUCAGUCGGCCGCCUCGCUACAAUCCUCUUCGCUCACCGACUCGGAAUGUCUUUCGAGCCAGAGUGCAAGAUGUACCGGCUGCUCGCGGAUAUCCUCAACGACAGCGGCUUUAUACUGGACUGUCUCUCUCCCAUCUUUCCCAAACCGAUCCAGGUGGGCGUUCUGACCUUCAGCAGCGUCCUUCGCUCUCUUUGUGGAGUCGCUGCCGGGAGUGCGAAAGCCAGUCUGAGUGCCCAUUUUGCCUGCUGGGGCAAUUUGGGAGAGCUCAAUGCGAAAGACUCCAGCCAGGAGACUGUCAUUUCUCUCAUGGGCAUGUGGGCGGGAAGUCUGGUUGUGUCUCGGGUGACGUCGCCCUUCGCAACCUGGACUGCACUCAUACUUCUCCUUUCCAUACAUUUGGAGACGAAUCGCAGGGCAGUGCGCGCGGUCAGCAUGCGCAGCUUGAAUCGCCAACGUGCGACUCUCGUCUUCCAUCAUCUUCAGAAGGGGCACGUUCCUACGCCGCAAGAGAUCUCCCUUCAAGAAAGAAUUUUCGAGCGAGAUGGCGUCCUGCGAUCCAAAGAUGACCGCGUGCUGGGCUACUGUGCAGUGGGUGUGUCGAUGAAGCGCUUGCUCAGCGCCAUUUCUACCACAGACCAACACACAAGCACCAAGUCCCUCAAGAUCAAGGAUGACAGCCUGCUGCAGAGUAUUCUUGACCUGUACAAGGACACUCCAUAUAUCAUUUGGCACGACACUGGCUCGCCCGAGAGAAUGUUCAUUGUUCUCAAGCAAGGCGUAGCCGCAAAGGAUAUCCUACAGGCAUGGUGGCAGGCGCUGCUAUUCGUGCAAUCAGGAAACCUGUUGAGUAUGGAAGCACGUUUGGAGGCCUUGCGCGGUGCCAAGGACGCAGUCCGACAGCUUCUUGAGAGGCACCAGGACCAACUCGUAGCGAAUGGUUGGGAUCUGGACAUUGCUGCCUUGGAAACCACGGCUGGUACCAGAGUAGCACUUGGCGAAUAG
This is a messenger RNA of Lecanosticta acicola, 1463 nucleotides long. The record is from the annotation of a GenBank genome assembly. NCBI's taxonomy places the organism in Eukaryota, Fungi, Ascomycota, Dothideomycetes, Mycosphaerellales, Mycosphaerellaceae.